AUGGGCUUCUUCUCAAUCUACAUCCGGCGUUUUGCUGAAGAAGACUCCACCGACCUCAGCCGCCGCCGGAGACACCCUCCGCGGUUGCGUGAUGGCAAUAAUCAGAAGAACGGUGGUGUGGAUCCUGCCACCAUCAAGUCAUUGCCACUUGUUUCUUACCGUGGGGGCGCCAAGCAGCUGAUCACGGACUGUCCAAUCUGCUUGAGUGAAUUCGAGGAGACGGAAAUUGUUAAAUUAAUCCCGCAUUGUGCACACGUGUUCCACCCGGAGUGCAUCGACAGGUGGCUGGGCUCACACGUGUCAUGUCCACUGUGCAGGUCGACUCAGUUACUUGAGGUGGUCGAUGAUCAUCAGGAGGUUCGAUUGGCCGUGGAGGAGGAAGAGCAUGGUAAUGGAGGGAGUGAGCUGGGUGGAAGAUCGACGGUUGAUGAUUGUGACACGUGUAGUAAUCCUGGAAUGAGAAGGGUCUGUAGUUGCACGAGCGUGGGCGAUCGACUUGUUUUGCACAGAAGCAUGAGUUUUUGA
Messenger RNA from Coffea arabica (coffee), 525 nucleotides. RefSeq names its product RING-H2 finger protein ATL57-like. NCBI's taxonomy places the organism in Eukaryota, Viridiplantae, Streptophyta, Magnoliopsida, Gentianales, Rubiaceae. The record is from RefSeq and is a predicted model, not a curated record.